Messenger RNA from Centrocercus urophasianus (Greater sage-grouse), 8539 nucleotides. RefSeq names its product ankyrin repeat domain-containing protein 26-like. The coding region runs from base 78 to 7331 and encodes 2417 amino acids. Lineage: Eukaryota; Metazoa; Chordata; Aves; Galliformes; Phasianidae. The record is from RefSeq and is a predicted model, not a curated record. Gene Ontology annotation, molecular function: protein binding. The transcript is spliced from 36 exons.
UCUGGCAAGGGGUCUGGAGUUGCUUUCCCGUCUGUGAGUUGCCUUGCAUGCAGUGCGCGGGGCUCUCCUGAGACGACAUGAAGAAGAUAUUUAGCUUCAGGAAGAAGAAGAAGGAAAAUCCGCCGCCGCCCGGCGGCGCCGCCUCGCCGUGCCCCGCCGGUGCAUACGAACUCCGCCAUAAGGAGCUGGGCAAGCUGCACCGUGCGGCCGCUACCGGAGACCUGGCCCAGGUGCGGCAGAGGCUGAAGAAGCACGGCGUCGACGAGCGCGACAAGGAGCAGCGGACACCACUGCAUCUUGCUUGUGCAAAUGGACAUGCGGAUGUCGUUACGUUUCUAGUAGAAAACAAGUGUAAGCUAGAUCUUUUUGACAGUGAUAACAGAUCACCACUGAUGAAGGCAGUGCAAUGCCAGCAAGAAAAAUGUGCAGUAAUCCUGCUAGAGCACGGUGCUGAUCCAAACCUGGCAGAUGCUAGCGGCAACACUGCCCUUCACCUGGCUGCUGUAGCUCCUAACACAUUUCUAGCAGGGAUGUUAAUUGAGCACAGUGCCCGUAUUGAUGCUCAGAAUAAGGAUGGAUGUACUCCCCUUACUCUCGCUAUCUCUGAACAUCGUGAUGAGAUGGUAGAGCUCCUCCUUAAAAAAGGAGCUGAUGUUCGUGCUCGAGAUCUGUGUGAGAGAACCCCACUUAUGACUGCUGCGUCCGGUGGGGAGCUUAAGUUGGUAAAAAUCCUUCUUCACUAUGGUGCUGAUCUUUCCCAUAAAGACACUAAUGGAUGGACAGCUGAGGAUUAUGCUAUUAUUCAUGGAUAUGCUAGUCUUAGUAAACAACUGGCAGAAUAUGCAGACUGGGAGAACACAGGGAAAGCUUCUGCAGGUGCUUCCCGAGGCACCCGAGUGCCGAUGACUCCUCACAAGGCAGGAGCUGCUGGCUUUACAUUGGGUGCACCUGCUGUGAACAGAGAAGCAAUAGAUGACUUUUCCCAUGGAGACUCAAUAAGUUCUGAAAAAGAGGGCAGUAAUGACACUUGGCAUACUUCUGAGGAAGAAGAACUGGAUUUUACACCCAAGAAGCCACAGAAGCCAAACUUGACAAUGUUAUUGAAUGUUUCCCAGAAGUUCAGCAAUGUAGGUGGUGGUGAUGGUUCUAGAAUUAAAAGUCCUAAGUCACAGAAGAAAAGCCUUACACAAAAAAAACCAACAGAUGCAAACCUGAACAGAGGAAAAUGUGGAAAGUUGUUGAAUGAAGAUGUCUCAGAUUCAAGCAGCCUUGAGGAAGAUGAAUUGGAAGAAGAGGAGGAAGAGGAGGAAGAUGAAAAUGAUGAUGGAGAUGACGAUGAGGAGUGUGAAGAAGAAGAAGAAGAAGAUCUUACUCAAGAUGAAAAGGAGGAAGGAGAUCUGGAAGAUGAAGAAACUCAAUCUAAUGACGUAAUGGAAGAGGAGCAGAUAGGUAAAAUAGAACCUAAAGAAGAAAUUAAUCAAAAAUUGGGGUAUCUUAGUAGUGUUAAGAAUGAAGGGGAUGCACAGUGUGAAGCUGGAAGUGUCUCCACUGAUUAUCAGGAAAUAUGUAAAAAAAUCGAUGAAAAGAUGGAGGGAUCUGUUGACAGUCCUGUGUCUUUUAUAGAUGUGCAAGAGAAUAUAACAGCCAUGUCUCCAAAGCGAAUGAAUAAUGAAGUAUCUUACGAGUCAGCACCAAAACAACCUAUUAUUCAAAAUGUAAAUAAUUUGCAAGAUAAACAAGAAAGCUGCAAGAAGAAAAGCAUAAUGCAGAAGAUAUUUCACAGAAAUACAGCCUCCUCUUCAGCAGACUCUGAAAUGACAGUCUUGAAAAAAGGCAUACCUCAGCCCCUCUCAAAAAUUGGUGGUGAUCUUCAGGAGAAGUUAAGUUUCAGCGAUGUCCUCAAAAGUAUUAGUAGUUCUUCAUCAACAAGGGGAAUUAUAAAGCUUGAAAAUCAAAUACUAAGCUCUGUCACGGAUGAUGAAGAUACUGAAGAAGAGCAGUAUAAACAAGUAGAUAUUAAAUUGCAUAAAGCACAGAAACAAGAAAGUGAAAACCUGCGUCUAGGUCGAUGUACGGAAAAUCUAAGUACAGCAUUUUCCUCAAGCACAGAAGUAAUUCUCAUGCAUCUGUUCUUUAUUGUGCAGAUGUAUUCUGGAAGUCCAGGGAAAGUAUCACCUGUUGUGGUGCUCCCACCUGCUGUUGAACGCGGAAUAUGCUUGCAGAGUGUUUCAAGGAAGCACAACAAUGGCUUUUCAGAGAAAUCCGGUGAUUUGCAGUUGAAGGUUUCUGCAGUUUUAGAGAGGAAUGAAACACCUUCAAAAAAAGAAAGGAGGAAAUCAGAUCUACAGGAGGAAUUGAGUUUAGAAGAUGUAGACAAUAUUGAAGGUGAGUGCUCAGAACAUAUCUUUCUUGUGUCAUCAGCUGAAAAAGAGAUGGUCAAGGAUGCCAUUGAAAACUGUGGAAGGCAGGAUAAAUAUGUUUUAGAAACUACCAACUUGAUAGAAAACCCAGCAUAUGAAAUACAGACUGACAAAGCAGAAAUUUCUCAUCAGGAAGCCCUAGCAGAAAAUGAGGAAUCCCACAGUGCUGUCAAGCAGUUAAGUCUAAAGCCGUGGGAAGAAAGAUAUGAAAGAAUGUGGGUUGAAAAAGAGAAAAGGGAAUUGAAAACAAAUUUUAAAAACAUCACAGCAGAGCUGAAGCAGCUGUUUGGUGAAAUUAAUGAAUCUGAGGAAACUACAUCCCUUGUGGCAGAAGUGGCAGAAGAUGACUUCAAUGAAGAAUUGAAGAGUUUUCGUGUUUCAUCUUGUGUGACAGAAUCAAAUAAUAAGUUAGAAAGUAAAGGUGAAUCUGGAGAUAUGAAACUUAACGUAGACCUAAAGGAACCCGAAGUGGAAAUUGUAGUUCAGAGUCUCGGUGUCCUUCCUGAUCACAGUAACUUAAAUGCAAACAUGGAAAAUACCUGGAGUACAGACGAAGAAGACUGCACUAAUUACACAGAUAAUACAAAAGUACCUCUAGCAAGAGGAGAGGAAAUGGAAGAAAAUGAGAAUGGGAUUGGAAGGAAUGUAGAGGGAAGUCCUGAGUAUUCCCCGAGACAUUGUUUAAAAACAAAUAUUUUGGAUGACAUUUCUAAUAUUCUUCCUAAAAUAAGACCUAUUUCCACAAAUGAUGAAAGUACACUGGGUUUUAUCAGAGAGAAGAAAUUUGGUAAGGAUGUCUGUCUUAGUGACAGUGUUUCCAGAGACUGCCUUAUCAAAAACAAGGAAAUAGGAGAAGCAGAAAUUGAAAAUCUUAUUCCACAUGAUCAGCAACCUUGUGGCAUGCUGAAAAGGAAUCUGGAUGAAGAAUUAAAACAAGAUAUGGAAAGAUUUAAGAGUAAGGUAGGAAUGCUGCAAAUGGUAUUCCUGGCUUUGGAGAAAGAGAAGGUACAGCUACAAAAAGAGGUUGAGAAGGAAAAAAAGAAGCAGAAACAUUUCAAAAUGCAAGCAGUGGAGAAAGAGGACGAUCUUGAUAAAUUAAAUACACCAGCAGGCAGUGUUAACAAUCAACCAGUUAAAGAAGAGCUUGCUCUAAGGAAGAAUGAGAAAAAACUUGAGAAUGAAAAAAUGAUAGAAGAAAAACGCACACAGAACUCUUCAUCUGAGGAGAGACCAAAAUUAACUAGAAUGCCAACAAAAGGUAAAUCUGUUAUGAAUGCAAAAGGUAUGAAGAAAAAUGAGAAUAAAAGGCAGUCUUCAAAGCAGAAGGCUAAUCAGAAGAUUCAAGUAGCGGAUGAUAGCACUUGCAGUGAAACAUCCCAAGCUGAAGAAAGGCCUGCAGCAAAAACAGGGAGUGAAAAGGGCAAGGUCAGCAUGCAAAUGGAUGUUACUGAUGACCUUGAUUUAACACAGUCAUCUGAUACAACUACAGAGGAUGCUGAGUUGCCAACUUCAACUUACAAAGAAGCUAUGUUGCUGUUAGAACAGCUUAGUGUGGAUCAUACAGAUUCUGCUAUUUUGCUGAAAAUUCAAAACAUACUUCUUGAAUAUGAACAGAGAAUAGAUCGCGAAAAAAAUCGCUAUGCAGCUCUCUGGAAAGAAGUCAGAAAGUUGAGAAGUGAAAAAGAGGAGUCACAGUUAAUAGCAGAAGAGACUGAAGAUUUGAAAUCCACAUUGGCUCACCAAGAAAUGGAAUUGAAAAGUGAUAUCCGAAGCCUUAAAUUUUCUUUGAAACAAGAAGAGCAAAAGAGGCUUAGAGCUGAAAUGCAAUAUGAAAAAAUAGGAGAACAACUAAGGAAGAAAGAGGAUCAAUACUGUAGAGAGGCAGAGGAGAAACAACAACUUGAGUUACGUGCAAGGAAUUUAGAAAUGGAGUUAAUAACACUGAGAAAGCUCAUGAAACAGAUUGAAGAAGAGCGUGAUGAAACACAGAGACAGCUCUCUCAGGAAAAGAGUGCUAGAGCUCUACAAGAAGGAAUUUUGAACAGCCACCUGUGGAGACAGAAGGAACUGGAAGAAGAGACAAGAAAAACUAUAGGAAAAAAUUCAGAGGAAUCUGACACUAAUGACAGAGAAAAGGAUCUGCUGUACAAAAAUCAGUUACUGCAAGAAGAGAUUGCUAUACUAAGACUUGAACUUGAUCAAGUAAAACUUAGGCACCAGGAGGAUGAAGGAAAAUAUUUAGGGGAAAAUGAGUCUUUGAAAGAAAAAAAUGACGAUCUUCUGAAGGAACUUAAGCUGAAUGAGGAAGCCUUAACACAAACAGUGUUGCAGUACAAUGGACAGCUGAGUUUACUCAAGACAGAAUCUGCAAUGCUAAGCUCUAAGCUUGAACAGACAAGAGAAAGCAAAGACAGACUGGAAACAGAGAUUGAAUCAUUCCGUUCCCGCUUGAAUGCUGCUGUUCAAGAUCUUGAACGUCAUCAGUCAUUGAAAAGUGACGCUGAACGAACAUUUCAGAAAGAACGUGAUGAAUGGCUUCGUUUACAAGACAAGCUCCAUCAUGAGCUCUCUCAUGCGCAAGAGACCAACAAGAGCUUGUCUCAGCAGCUGAGUAAGAUGGAAAUGAAAGCCAAUUGUCUAGAAAGUGAGCUUCACCAGUUGAAACAAACACUUCGAGAAAAAACACUGCUUUUAGAAAUGACGCAAAAAGACUUAAAUCAAGCCCAGUGCCAGGCCAAAGAAAGUGACUGUGCACGGCAACUUGAGAAAGAUCAAGUCAGCAAAUUUAUGAUAAAGCAGGAAUCUAUGCAGGAACGAUUGGCUCAGCUCCAAAGUGAAAACCUCUUACUCCGUCAGCAGCUGGAAGAUCUGCAGAACAAGGGGAUCAUCAAAGAAAAGGUUGUGAAUGAUGUCCAGGACAGAUUUAAUGAUAUUUUCAACAAACUCAGAGCUGAUACUGAAAAGCAAGUUUACCUCAUGGAAGAGAGAAACAAGGAAUUAAAUACCAAGUGUACUGAUUUAAGGGAACAAGUCUUUAAAUAUGAGACUGACAAAGUAGAAAGAGAGGUUUUGGUCAGACAGCUACAGCAGGAGCUUGCUGAUGCUCUUAAAAAGCAGUCUAUGUCAGAAGCUUCCCUUGAAGUUACUACACGCUAUCGCAGUGACCUUGAGGAAGACAAAUUGCGCUUGCAAAAGGAAUUGGACAGGGUUAAAACCAAGCUACAGGAAUCUGAAGAACAGCGUGUUCAGUCUGAGCUUUGUGUUCAUGACUUGAAGACUGUCCUAGAUAAUAAGGAAAAAGAAAUAUCAGUUUCUUCUGAGAAACUGAAAGACCUUCUGUUAGCAACUUCUGGAACCAAUGCUGUUAUAAAACAACUGGAAGAACAUGUGCAACGACUUGAAAUAGAAAAUGCCAGAUUGGAAGUCACAACCAAACAACAAACCAAUAGUAUUGAAGCUCUUCAGAAGGAUAUGCAAGCAUCAGCCUCAGUUCAUCAUCGCCUAGAAGAGUUGUGCUUACGGACAGCACAGACAGCUGCAGAAAAGUACCAGUAUCAGCAGAUGCAAAAGCAGGAUAUGUUGACUAUGACAUCAAAAGAAUCACGCAGUAUGUGGGAGGAAGAAGUGAAGUCGAGAGUCCUCCUUGAAAAUCGUCUUGCUCAACUUGAUAGGGAAAAGGCUGAGCUCUUGGAACAGUGUGAGGCUGAAAGAAAGAAAGUGAAGAAGCUGGUAGAGUUGAAACGACCAGUUGAAGCACGUCUUGACCAGGAAAUGAAAAGAAACGUUGAACUGCAGAAAGAACAUCACAGGUGCAAGAGGCUUCUGAACAGAGCUGUGAAGAAACUAAGAAUGCACGAGUCCAGAGAAAGAGAGUCCCAAUUUAAUUUCCAGGGAGAAAUGAAAAAUAGGUAUUCUGAAAUGGUGAAUGAAGUUGGAAAUUUAAGAACAAAGGUUACUGAACUUUCUCAGCAGCUGGAGUUAGAGUCUAAAAAAUGCAUCCAGCUGGAAACACAAAACCAGGAUUUGCGAGAAGAGCUGUCUGUUCUGCGUGGGAACCAUGAAAAGCUGGAGAGGAGCAAAUCCCAGUUGAAGGAAGAGGUGGCAAGCCUCAGACAUCAUUUGGAGGUUAAUAUGGUGAAUCACAGCCAAAUAGAACAAUACAAGAAAGAGAUGGAAGAACGAGCCGGACAAGAAAUCAGACAAAAACUACAAGAAGUCAAUUUGUUUUUGCAGACACAGGCAGCCUCCCAGGACAGGUUAGAACAAAUCAGAGACAAUCAUCAUGCCUCACUGAGAAACCAACUAAAGCACAGAAUUAAAGAUCUCGAAUGUGAGUUGGACAGAAUAAAAAAUACUCAACACGACAGUAUUUUUCAAAAAGAAUCCACGCAGGCAGAAGUGGAAAAAUAUAAAGAAAAGUAUCUGGAAGAAGUGAAAAUUAGAAGAAGCCUAGGAAAUAAGCUGGAAAGAGCCAAUGAGAGACUAGCAGAAGCUAAUGCUAAGCUCUUUCAGGAGCGCCACAGAAACAAAUCUUUAAUUACAAGCAGCAUUGUCGCAGGAGGUCUGUCUGCAAGUCCAGUUCUGUAUUCAACUGAACUGGGGCAUCUUGGCAACAAUCUGGCACUGAACAGAAGUCUCAACCUAGGAGGAAGCUUUGUAGGCACAGCUGGGAAUGCAUUAUCAUCAAGAAACAAUGUUGAAGCCUACAUGGAUAAGGUACGGAAGGAACUGGAUGAAAAAAUCACUAAAGAACUUGAACAAGCCAAUGCUGAACUUGAAAUUGGAUCUGCUAGAGCUUCUCCAAUGAUGUCUACUGAUGGAUCUUCAAAAAAUCUCAAUAUUGACCAGGAUCCCCUUUGCAGAGCAAUACAGGAGUACCGUGACGUUUUAAACAAAAAUUAUCUGAUCUAAACAAAAAUGCAAAGGGAAAAGUACUGGAAAUCAUUUUGUUUACAUAGGAUGUCUUUGAUUUCCCAUCCUGCAGCCUGGAUGUGGAAACAUCUAUAUUCAAACUGCAAUAAGUUCAAAAUGUAUUAAAUAGGUGUCAAGCACUCUGCACUUACUGUUGGUCACUGAGGUGUAGUUAGUUUAUUUUGCACUCAGAGUAAGAGCCAUAUCUAUUUUUUCUUACUAUCAGAUUGAGUAACGUUGAUUCUUGAACUUGACAGAAUUGUCAGAAUGUUUUUGAUGCAUUAUUUUGCUCCACUUGUGCUCUGUGUUUUAAAAGCAUUCCCCUUGUUUUAAAGCAUUUUAAAGCAUUCCCCUUGUUCUGUUGAACCCUUUCACUGUCUGUGUGUUUCCAGUGUUAUUUUAAUGCAUAGGAGGUUAUUUGUUUGGCUUAUUUGUUAUUAUUUGUUAUUUGUUUGUUCUGCCAACUGCUUCAGUCCUGGUGCUGUGAAUAUUUCUGCUGAUUAAGUGAAAGUUUUACCAAUGUUUAAGCUGGAGAAGGAUGCACUUUACAUUGUUUCACUUAUACGCACCUUGGGCUUAAAAAUACUGUGAGUGUGUAGUAGUGCCAAGAAAGCUUUAAUGUGAUCUUUUUGGUUUGGUAUCCAUGUUGGGUUUUGCAUUAGAAUUUGAUUCAACCUAAGACAUUCACAGUUGCUAGAUCAACAUGGGAUGAACCUGAAGCAGUUCAUACUGAGAAGAAGGAAAAUUAACAUUUCAACCUUCGUUCCAAUUGGUACUUAACACUAUUUGUGUGGUGGGACAAGUUUUUAUUGCUGCUAACAGCUGGUGAUAAAAUUGCUGCAACUCAGGUGAAGAGUAAUGCUGUGGGACUUUGUGUCUGUAAGACAAGCAGUUUUGUUAACAGUUACAUGUUACUGAAGAUCUGCAGUAGUCAUUCCUUGUCUACAAAAUUUGCUAAAAUAUUACACAACAAAUGGAGUCAACAUUCCAGAGAUGUGAGAAUGUUGUACUGAAGCAAACAGAAACUGGAAAAAAGAUUUUUACUCACUAAUUCAACAACUCGAGUUGAGCAGUAAGGAGAUGUAGUGAAUGUUGCUGCAACUCUCUGCUCCUUUUUACAUGAAUACAAUUUUGUGACACUAAUACACUGUAUUUAAUUCCAGGUAUUACAUUCCAACUUGGUAUUUAAUAAACUUUCAUAUUCAGUA